Rhinichthys klamathensis goyatoka is the source of this 4328-nucleotide messenger RNA. It is a transcript of the gene ptpn21, whose product is annotated as protein tyrosine phosphatase non-receptor type 21. The record is from RefSeq and is a predicted model, not a curated record. NCBI's taxonomy places the organism in Eukaryota, Metazoa, Chordata, Actinopteri, Cypriniformes, Leuciscidae. The transcript has 20 exons. Gene Ontology annotation, cellular component: cytoskeleton. Gene Ontology annotation, molecular function: protein tyrosine phosphatase activity. Gene Ontology annotation, biological process: protein dephosphorylation. The coding region runs from base 295 to 3819 and encodes 1174 amino acids.
GUAUUCCGAGCGGAUGUGACGCAGCAGCAGGAGUGUGACCCGAGGAACCUCAAACAUGCGUCAAUCCCGAAAAAAUAAACCACCAAAUAUCGGAUUAUUAUUUUAAACCGUAAUUCAUACUCCAAAAACUACCCAUGCUAUAAAUUAAGGAUAUAAUAAAUCAGAUAAUCCAGCAGGGACUCAUGUGUUUGUCUUGUGGAGCCCUGUAUAAUCCAGCACCUCUCCAUGGAUUAAGCACGGAGAAAAGCUGAAUCAAAUCAUUCUGCUCGAGGAAGGUUGCGGCACCGGUUCAACAUGCCCCUUCCGUUCGGAUUAAAACUCAAGAGAACCAGAAGAUACACGGUGUCCAGCAAAAGCUGCCUGGUUACUCGCAUACAGCUGCUCAACGGCGAAUAUGUGGAGUUCACGCUUUCGGUGGAGAGCACGGGCCAGGAAUGUCUUGAGGCAGUUGCGCAGAGACUCGAGUUACGCGAGAUAACAUACUUCAGCCUCUGGUACUACAACAAACAAAACCAGCAGAGAUGGAUUGAUUUGGAGAAGCCGCUGAAGAAACAGCUUGACAAGUACGGGCUGGAGCCGACCGUUUACUUUGGGGUGGUUUUCUACGUGUCGACUGUCACCCAGUUACAACAAGAGAUAACCAGAUAUCAGUAUUAUCUCCAGCUGAAGAAAGACGUUCUGGAGGGGAAGAUCCCAUGCUCCAUUGAGCAAGCCAUCCAUUUGGCAAGCUUGGCUGUGCAAGCUGACCUAGGAGACUUCAAUCGAUAUGACUCCCAGGACUUCCUUCAGAAAAUUGUGCUGUUUCCAAUGCCAUGGAUUCAGGACGAGAGGGUUGUGGAGGAGGCCACUCAAAAAGUCGCCAUGCUCUAUCAAAACUAUCGAGGUCUUUCUGCACCAGAGGCGGAGUUACUCUACAUGCAGGAGGUGGAGAAGAUGGAGGGGUACGGGGAGGAGAGUGUCCAAGCGAAGGACACUCAGAGCACAGAUGUGAUUAUCGGCUCUUGUCAGGACGGCAUUUUUGUCAAGCACAAAAAUGGGAAAGCACCUCUGAUGUUUCGGUGGAAUGACAUUAAUAAUAUGACUCAUAAUAAGUCCUUCUUUGCCCUGGAGCUCGCCAACAAAGAAGACACAAUCCAGUUCCAGACCGAAGACAUGGAGACGUCCAAAUACGUGUGCAGAAUGUGGUUGGCGCGACACAAGUUUUACAAAGUUAACAACAGCAGUUUACAAACUCAGCCCGCUCCUGUAAACCCAGUAAGGCGACGCUCCUCUACGAGAAUGUCUCUGCCAAAACCGCAACCCUACAUGAUGGCACCUCAGAUGCACUUUAACGGCCAUUACACCGAACCAUACACGUCUUCGCAAGAUAAUCUUUACAUCAACAACCAGAAUGGUUUUUACUACCAUUCCCAAACCAGUCUGGACCGCUCUCCGCACGAGUACAACGGACGGAUCCGUAACGGCAGCGUUUACAGCGCCCAAAGCACCAGCUCCCUCAACAACCCACAGCAUUACCUACAACCCUCGCCCAUGUCCUCCAACCCGAGCAUCACAGGUAGUGACCUCAUGCGACCAGACUACGUGCCUUCCCACCGACACAGCGCCCUAAUCCCACCGUCCUACCGCGCCACGCCCGAUUACGAGACCGUCAUGAGGCAGAAGAACCUCGGUAUGAUCCCGCCCUCCGAGCGCCAGAGCCACUCCAUGAGAAACCUCAACAUCGGGAACUCAUACGCCUACAGCCGACCGGAUCCGCUCGUUUACAGCCAACCGGAGAUCCGCGAGCACGGAGCGGGCCAGUAUCCGUUCCACCUCAACUACAGCUUCCACAGUCCCUCUCCGUACCCCUAUCCCACCGAGAGACGGCCCGUGGUGGGCGCCGUUAGCGUCCCCGAACUCACUAACGUCCAGCUCCAGCAGGCACAAGAGUACCCGGCGCCCAACAUCAUAAGGAAUCAGGUUUACUGGCCGCCUCCACCGUAUCCCUACCCUCAUCCUCGACCCGCCAACAGCACCCCGGAUCUGUCCCGUCACCUGUACGUCAGCAGCAGUAACCCGGAUCUCAUCACUCGCCGCGUGCAUCACUCAGUGCAGACCUUCCAGGAGGACAGUCUUCCCGUGGCUCACUCGCUGCAGGAGGUGAGCGAGCCUCUCGUCACGCCGCGCCGUCCUCACAUGCACAAGCGCAACUCCAUAGAGAUCGCCGGGCUGGCGUACGGACUGGAGAACAUGAGGCUGAAGGAGAGGAAGGCGAGUAGUGUAUCCGCAUCAGCGGCCGAGACUCCGCCCCCGGUUGCCCAGGCGAUGACCCCUACGGCAUCUGGCUCCGACAUCAAUGUCGUCCUGGAGGUCCCGAAGCCUGAGGACGUGGUCAUCAAGGAGGACGUGUUCUACGGCCACAAAAAAUCCCUGUCCGACGCCACGAUGUUGGUGCACAGCAGCGGUGAGGAAGAAGAGUUUGAAGACGACAGUGGGCGUCACACACCCCAGUCUCAGGAUGCUGUGGGCGGUCCUGAGCGUCACAUGACACCGCUGGAGCGGUCUCUCGUAGAGCCGCCCGCUUAUCCGUUCAGCCACGGUAUGGACACGGUCCCGACGGGCUCUCUCGCGUACCAGGCCCAUCCGAUCAUCCGCAAACCGGAGGAUGUGGGGCAGCUUCCCCCUCUUCGAGAGCCCGGACACAUGAUGCCCUCGGUUUCAGAGGGGGAUCUGAGCGGACAGGGACGCUUGAGACAGAAGAGAGACCUCUUUAAGAGACCCGUCUCUGACGUUCCACCCGCGAGAAGGAACAUCGAUGGCCUUCCGCCUGCAGGCAUGAAGAAACGCUCGGAGGUCAAGAAGGUGGGACCCCUGAAGCUGGCGGCUCUGAACGGCCUGACUCUGUCCAGAAUGCCACUGCCCGAUGAAGGCAAGGACGACCCGGAGAACGCGUCUAAUGAUGAGAGGUGUAAGAUACUGGAGCAGCGAGUGGAGCAGGGGAUGGUGUUCACCGAGUACGAGCAGGUGCACAAGAAGCGGCCCAGCUGUGAGUGCACUAUCGCUCAGAUGCCCGAGAACAGCGACAGGAACCGCUUCCAGGAUGUGCUGCCCUACGACGACACGCGUGUGGAGCUGGUGCCCACCAAAGAGAACAACACGGGCUACAUCAACGCCUCACACAUCAGGGUUACGGUCAGAGGUAAAGAGUGGAGUUAUAUCGCAUCUCAGGGUCCGCUUUCCAGCACCUGCCAAGACUUCUGGCAAAUGGUUUGGGAACAAGGAGUUGCCAUCAUCGGCAUGGUCACAGCAGAGGAGGAAGGAGGUCGUGAGAAGAGUUUCCGCUAUUGGCCUCGUCUGGGUUCUCGCCACAACACUGUUACUUAUGGACGAUUUAAGAUCACCACGCGCUUCCGUACGGACUCGGGGUGCUACGCCACAACGGGCCUGAAGAUCAAACACCUCCUCACAGGACAGGAGCGCACCGUCUGGCACCUGCAGUACACCGACUGGCCCGAUCACGGCUGCCCCGAGGACUUUAAAGGGUUUCUUUCGUACUUGGAGGAGAUCCAGUCCGUGAGGCGACACACCAACAGCUCCAGCGACCCAAAGAACACAAACCUGCCGGUUCUGGUGCACUGCAGUGCCGGGGUGGGACGCACUGGUGUGGUCAUUCUGUCUGAGAUCAUGAUAGCUUGUCUGGAACAUAAUGAGAUGCUGGACGUCCCGACUGUUCUGACUUUGCUGCGACAGCAACGCAUGAUGAUGGUGCAGACGCUCUCACAGUACACCUUCAUCUACAAAGUGCUCAUUCAGUUCCUGAGAAACUCCAGACUGAUCUGAGACCAGCGCUGGCUCAUGUCCCAUGAGCCCUCUCACGACCUCUCAGUCCGCCGGAGCCGUGAACGCAUCGCAUCGGACCGGCGCCGGCGCGGCUUGGCUUCCUCACAGUAUUAGUGACGGGGCAAGUAUGAAGGACACUGCGCCGCGCUCUCUUUAUCCAGUAUUAUUCACAGAUUUCCCUGUGGGCUUGUACACGUGAUCGCGGACGUCAGUCCCAGCACUUUUAUUUUGCUGUACAUAGACGCGAAUGACGCAGCUCUGUUAUUUAAUAUGAUGCGCUGAACUGCAGUGGUUCUUUUAUACCGGGUUCCUCGUGGAUUUUACUAGUUUACGCAUGAAGGUUUAGCACGCCAAAACGAAAACGACGUGUGUGGAUUUCACUUCAGUAGAAAUGAUCGGGUGAAUCUCACGAAAAGCCCCCAAAAAUAUUAAUAUGAUGGACAAUGUGUUCAAUUUUCAUGAAAGUAAAGGCAAAAUGUACAAAAAAAAACCUUGCUUUUCUAAAUGCU